AGCACAGCUACCGUAACGUUGUUAGUCGGAAGAAGAAGCCGAUUCUGGAAGCCAUUACGUUGCGCACAUCAGUUGAGUAAAUCCUACUAUUUUUGCGUACAAUACGCACAAUUACCUCUCCUAAAGAGGAAUUUAUGCAAUUAUGGCAUCGGUGGCGAAAAAGAGAAAAAUGAAUUUCUCGGAGAGAGAGGUGGAAAUUAUUGUGGAAGAAAUAGAGAAACAAAAGCACACACUGGUUAACCACUUCAAUGCUGGAGUCACCCACAUGGCAAAGAAUAACGCGUGGGUGGACAUCCUGAAAAAGGUGAACGCAGUCACCACCUGUCCCAGAGAGUUGCCCGAGGUGAAAAAGAAGUGGUCUGACAUGAAGACAGAGGUCCGGCGGAAAGUGGCCCAGGCGCGGGCUGCUAUAGAGGGGACCUCAACUGACUGCACUCCAGUUCCCGUCAUCCUCACUGCUAUGCAGCAGAGGAUCUGUAACCUCCUGGGGGAGGCCACCAUCAUCAGUUUACCUGCAGGAGACUCGGAUGCAGAGAUAACUUUACCUGUUACAGUGAACAGCGCCACCACGGUCACUUUAGCAGAGACUGGCUCAGGUACAGUCUGUGAUGAAGCAAAGCCACUGAAUGCUGAAACAACUUACCACACCCUAGAGGAUGGAGGCGUGGUAGAAUAUUGCACCACCACUGUAAGUGAUUCCACUCCCACUGUGGUGGCGGCUGUCGAGGCUCCAGUAGAGAUGCUGGCCUCGUCUUCAGCUUCCCCGCCUCCUCCUCAGGGUCACGCUAAACCUCAGGAGCUGAAGAGCCGCAUUGCCCUCAACUCCGCCCGCCUGCUGCAGGAGCAGAGAGUCACCAAUGUCCACAUUCGACAGAUUGCCCAGCACUUGGAGGGUCAGAACGAGCUGCUGCAGAUGAUGCGGCGCUCCCAGGAGGCUCAGGCUUUCGCCCAGGAAAGACAGGCCCAGGCCUUGGAAGGUACGCAGGCUGCCCUGCUUGCAUUAGUGCAGAUGCUCAGGCCUGCUCUGAAAGACCUGCGCAAAUUCCUGCAGAAUGGGACAGAGGUCGCAAACCCCAGCAGCUCAGCAGCAGGAGGAAUGACUGAUGGGUCAGGAACAGAGGACCAAAGCAGGCCCCAAACACCACCACCUCCUCCACAGCAAGCUGAGACACAAUAGACACUGUGUGUGCGUUAACGUGUGUGUGGCACUGCCUGCUGUCUGCAUUGCACAUAAAGGAGUCCAUGCACUCAGGCUUCAGAGAACAAUGAAAAGCUUGUCAAGAGUUGCCUUAAAGAGAGCGUGUAAAGAAUUUUAUUGAUGUUUUAUGAUAUAGAAAAGCAGUGAGAGGGUUAAUUUGAGAACAUUAUUUUCACUUUUUACAGUCCGUUAUUAAUUGGCAGUGGGUUUAUGUUACCUAACACAUAGAUUUGAUAUUGAAAUGUUUUUAAUGCAAAGAUGCAGAAGGUCAUCAGCCUGAUGUGGGUUGAUUAUUUAAUUCUUAAUUUUUCAAGUCAUUGUGCAGUUUACCCUGAAUGAAGAAGAAUCAGUCUUGUUUUUAAAACAGUCAGCUCCGUUCUUCAGUUAGUGUGCACCCUGUCUUCAAUAAAAUGGAGGAAAAAUAA
Xiphias gladius (swordfish) is the source of this 1623-nucleotide messenger RNA. RefSeq names its product nuclear apoptosis inducing factor 1 (gene naif1). The transcript has 3 exons. Gene Ontology annotation, cellular component: nucleus. The record is from RefSeq and is a predicted model, not a curated record. NCBI's taxonomy places the organism in Eukaryota, Metazoa, Chordata, Actinopteri, Istiophoriformes, Xiphiidae. Bases 143 to 1177 code for a protein of 344 amino acids.